Messenger RNA from Mycena indigotica, 1146 nucleotides. Its product is annotated as LigB domain-containing protein. Bases 181 to 1146 code for a protein of 321 amino acids. NCBI's taxonomy places the organism in Eukaryota, Fungi, Basidiomycota, Agaricomycetes, Agaricales, Mycenaceae. Gene Ontology annotation, molecular function: zinc ion binding; ferrous iron binding; oxidoreductase activity, acting on single donors with incorporation of molecular oxygen. The transcript has 4 exons. The record is from RefSeq and is a predicted model, not a curated record.
UUCUGCUUAUGCCACCAUCUGCUUAAAAGUAGGUGGUUCGUCCACGACUCCCAGUACAACCUGGCGCGACGCGUUUACGUCUUUAUUUUGCUUUCUGCUUUAUCAGCCAUACUUCUCUCAAGGACUUUGCGCAGCACAGUGACCCAACUCCUUCCAAAUCGUCGCGUCUCCAUUCAUAAUAUGUCUAACUCGACGAUCGAGACCGACGUUUCUACUCUCCAGGCUCGCUGGCGCGCGGAUCUGGCCGCCCUUCCAUCCACGCCAGACAAUAUUCCUUCGUUCUUCUUUGGUCAUGGCUCCCCCAUGCUCGUCAGCAAACCCUCGUUCAUGCCAAGGGUCGGGGAAAAAGUCAUGCAAUGGGGCGGUCCUAAUGGCCCGCUGGCCACGUUCCUUCGUGAUUUUGGUCCUGCGUUGCUUGAAAAGUACAACCCAAAGGCCAUCGUCGUGUUCAGUGCCCAUUGGGAGACGGACAACGUGCGCCUCGUCACAGACUACGCCGCAGAGAACCCACUCUUGAUGGAUUAUUACAAUUUUCCACCAGAGAUGUACAGGCUCCAGUUCAAGUCGCACGGAGACAGUGUGGUGUCGAAACGGGUCGUCGAACUGUUCAAGGAGGCAGGCCUCAAGGCCCGUCUUACCCCCAAGACAGAACCUCGCGGAGACGAUGGACGAGGGUAUCCUGGCCCCGGUCUUGACCAUGGUGUUUUCAUCCCAUUUUCAAUUAUGUUCGGCGAAGAACUGAAGUCUGUCCCGGUGAUCCAAGCUUCUAUUGACAGCAGCCUGUCUCCAGAAGACAAUAUUGCUAUUGGCCGUGCCAUGAGGCAGCUGCGAAGGGAAAGCAUCCUGUUGCUGUCUGGCGGGCUCACCUUGCAUAACCUCCGCGACUUUCAGUCCAUGUCGCCGUUCACCGCCAAAGAUCUGCACAAGGAUUUUGACAAGGCUAUUAUUAACGCCGUCAAUGUGGCUGAUAGCAAGGAGCGGAAGAAGGAGUUGAUUGGAUUGACCACACACACCGGAUUUAGAGCUGCCCAUCCACGAGAAGAGCAUUUCGUGCCUAUAUAUGUUGCACUCGGAGCCGGAGAAGAGGACGGAGAUGCGAAGCUCAUCGGCGAUAUAUUCGGGGCCAAGACCGUCGCGUUCUUCUAA